CUUUUAUUUUUUGUUUUAUCUGCACUCACAAAACUAAAAAAAAUGGUUUACAAAGGACGUAAGAACGUAAAUAAUUCAAUAAAAAGAACACCGUAUGAUGCUACAAUGCAAACGAGAAUCAAAGUGGAUAAUAUUCUCAAGACUACGCAAGUGAGUAUUUUCAACAGUGACCCUGUAACGUGGAUACCGCAAGAUCAUGUUACAGACUAUAAAAGAGAGGUAGCAUGGCAUCUGUUUGAGAUAACCCAAGUGAUGAAUAUGGAAUGUUGGGGAGUGAUUGUAGACGCACUUUUUAAGGAACAAAGUAAAACUAUCUUUUCACUGGUCUAUCAACUCUCAAAAACGUAUCAUCGAUCUACACUUUCAUGCCUCACAAGUGCAUGGGAAAGUCAUGCCAUAUUAAAAAAGAUUUCCAGUAUAUUUCGCACACAUAUUAUUUUGUAUAAACCCAACUACAUACCCCAAUACAUCAAAGUAAAGACACACUAUCUAAACUUAAUUACCGCACGCUCCACAACUACCACUGUCGACAGAACUUUACUGAUAUACAGCGAGCCUAUCGAGUAUCUUUUCAGCAUGGAUUUCAACUUUCAACUCUCUGCAUUGACAGAUCUAAGAUUUAAACAGGAUAUCAAGACAUUUUUCGACAUGAGUAACUGUAUAAUUGAUAUCCAAUCGUUUGAUAAGAUUGGCAAUAUUGAUCCAGAUAUUGAGUGGACAAGAAGGGAACUCUUCCAGCAAAAGUUUAACGAAGAUCCAGCAAAAGUUAGAUACAAGGCCUUUGUAGCCCUUUGGUGCGAUUUUGGAUAUGCCGAUAGUUUCCCAGACGAAUGGUGGCCUUAUCCAGAUGAUCGACCAUUGGCGAUUCCAGAAUUUGUCCUCCUCUUAAUUAAAGUAUCUACCUCAUACGCUGGGACUGUAUUAAUUAUUUAUCAGGACAAACAUUAUUGCAUCUGUGGAGACAUAUGUGAAGCAGAAAUGAUGGUUUGUAAAAUCAGUGACAAUGGCGUCUUGACCAUGCCAUGUGAUCUACAUUACAAAGAUAUCGAUUCUACUUAUCAGAGGGAACCGUUACUUUCUCUUUACAAUAAUAAAAACUUGUUUGUAUACUAGAAAUGCAUUCGUCAGUCAUGCUUUAAUUACAAUAUGUGACUAUCACGUAACGUCCCUACUCCAAAUCUAACUGAAACGGGUUACAAAAUGCAAAGGAAAAGGGGAUCUUCGGAGAAAUUACCAUAAACGGCCAUCCUUCAUUUGCCCCGGUAAUGAACUGACAAGAUGAAUUUUCUCUCUCUCUCUCUCUCUCUCUUUUAAAAAAAUAUAAAAAUGAUUGGAGAGUUAUUUUGUUACAUAUUCAUGAAAAGAC
Mucor mucedo is the source of this 1366-nucleotide messenger RNA. RefSeq lists its product as uncharacterized. Bases 43 to 1113 code for a protein of 356 amino acids. NCBI's taxonomy places the organism in Eukaryota, Fungi, Mucoromycota, Mucoromycetes, Mucorales, Mucoraceae. The record is from RefSeq and is a predicted model, not a curated record. The transcript has a single exon.